AUGUCCUCUCAUCCAGCAGACAGGACACCCACCAGUCCCCUGUACCCCACCAUGUCCCCUCAUCCAGCAGGCAGGACACCCACCAGUCCCCUGUACCCCACCAUGUCCUCUCAUCCAGCAGGCAGGACACCCACCAGUCCCCUGUACCCCACCAUGUCCUCUCAUCCAGCAGUCAGGACACCCACCAGUCCCCUGUACCCCACCAUGUCCUCUCAUCCAGCAGGCAGGACACCCACCAGUCCCCUGUACCCCACCAUGUCCUCUCAUCCAGCAGACAGGACACCCACCAGUCCCCUGUACCCCACUAUGUCCUCUCAUCCAGCAGGCAGGACACCCACCAGUCCCCUGUACCCCACCAUGUCCUCUCAUCCAGCAGACAGGACACCCACCAGUCCCCUGUACCCCACUAUGUCCUCUCAUCCAGCAGACAGGACACCCACCAGUCCCCUGUACCCCACUAUGUCCUCUCAUCCAGCAGACAGGACACCCACCAGUCUCCUGUACCCCACCAUGUCCUCUCAUCCAGCAGGCAGGACACCCACCAGUCUCCUGUACCCCACUAUGUCCUCUCAUCCAGCAGUCAGGACACCCACCAGUCCCCUGUACCCCACCAUGUCCUCUCAUCCAGCAGGCAGGACACCCACCAGUCUCCUGUACCCCACCAUGUCCUCUCAUCCAGCAGUCAGGACACCCACCAGUCCCUUGUACCCCACUAUGUCCUCUCAUCCAGCAGACAGGACACCCACCAGUCUCCUGUACCCCACCAUGUCCUCUCAUCCAGCAGUCAGGACACCCACCAGUCUCCUGUAUCCCACCAUGUCCUCUCAUCCAGCAGACAGGACACCCACCAGUCCCCUGUAUCCCACCAUGUCCUCUCAUCCAGCAGGCAGGACACCCACCAGUCCCCUGUACCCCACUAUGUCCUCUCAUCCAGCAGGCAGGACACCCACCAGUCCCCUGUACCCCACCAUGUCCUCUGAUCCAGCAGGCAGGACACCCACCAGUCCCCUGUACCCCACCAUGUCCUCUCAUCCAGCAGGCAGGACACCCACCAGUCCCCUGUACCCCACUAUGUCCUCUCAUCCAGCAGGCAGGACACCCACCAGUCCCCUGUACCCCACCAUGUCCUCUCAUCCAGCAGGCAGGACACCCACCAGCCCCCUGUACCCCACCAUGUCCUCUCAUCCAGCAGGCAGGACACCCACCAGCCACCUGUACCCCACCAUGUCCUCUCAUCCAGCAGGCAGGACACCCACCAGUCCCCUGUACCCCACCAUGUCCUCUCAUCCAGCAGGCAGGACACCCACCAGUCUCCUGUAUCCCACCAUGUCCUCUCAUCCAGCAGGCAGGACACCCACCAGUCCCCUGUACCCCACCAUGUCCUCUCAUCCAGCAGGCAGGACACCCACCAGUCCCCUGUACCCCACUAUGUCCUCUCAUCCAGCAGGCAGGACACCCACCAGUCCCCUGUACCCCACCAUGUCCUCUCAUCCAGCAGGCAGGACACCCACCAGUCCCCUGUACCCCACUAUGUCCUCUCAUCCAGCAGGCAGGACACCCACCAGUCCCCUGUACCCCACCAUGUCCUCUCAUCCAGCAGGCAGGACACCCACCAGCCACCUGUAUCCCACCAUGUCCUCUCAUCCAGCAGGCAGGACACCCACCAGUCCCCUGUACCCCACCAUGUCCUCUCAUCCAGCAGGCAGGACACCCACCAGUCCCCUGUACCCCACCAUGUCCUCUCAUCCAGCAGACAGGACACCCACCAGUCCCCUGUACCCCACCAUGUCCUCUCAUCCAGCAGGCAGGACACCCACCAGUUCCCUGUACCCCACCAUGUCCUCUCAUCCAGCAGGCAGCCUCUGUCACCUGGGCAGCAGCUGGAGCGAGGUGGCUCCCCUCUCUGUGCCCACUGUGCCCGUGCCAGGCUCACAGCCUCUGUCACCUGGGCAGCAGCUGGAGCGAGGCGGCUCCCCUCUCUGUGCCCACUGUGCCCGUGCCAGGCUCACAGCCUCUGGCAGGAGGUGGCAGUGA
Oncorhynchus nerka (sockeye salmon) is the source of this 2034-nucleotide messenger RNA. Its product is annotated as mucin-2-like. The record is from RefSeq and is a predicted model, not a curated record. The coding region runs from base 1 to 2034 and encodes 677 amino acids. Lineage: Eukaryota; Metazoa; Chordata; Actinopteri; Salmoniformes; Salmonidae. The transcript is spliced from 2 exons.